Molecule: messenger RNA, 1214 nt
Organism: Musca domestica (house fly)
Lineage: Eukaryota; Metazoa; Arthropoda; Insecta; Diptera; Muscidae
Product: transforming growth factor beta regulator 1
Exons: 2
Coding region: 81-1022 (313 amino acids)
Biological process (GO): regulation of cell cycle
Cellular component (GO): nucleus
Source: RefSeq, a predicted model, not a curated record
AGAGCCCGUCACUUGAAGGGGGAGUUGUAGAUUUUCUAAAUAACUCAGUGAGAAGGGAAUUAUUUUUAAAGACAACCGCUAUGUCCUCUUCUAUGCUUAAUCAAUAUCAAAAUACUCAACACUCAAGGGUAAUGAAUUUGAAAUAUAAAACAAAAUAUAAAAAACUGAAGAGACAAAUAAAACAAAUGGUUUUUGAAAACGCCUCGUUAUGUGAUGAAGUGUCACAGAUUCAAUUGGAUUUAAAAAUUGCACGUGAGGAAAGAAGGUUCCUGAUAAAAAGACUUAUGCGCCAUGAGGGAUUUGAUGAAAGCACAGAUAAAGCCAAUGAUAAAACAACUAACGUUCCAAAGAAACGGGGGCCUAAAAAACGUAAUAAUUUGGUGGAAGAAAAUGACAAAUUGAAGUUUAUGUGUGAGGACAAAGUCGAGGUUGACGCACUGGGAAAGCCUAAAAUGCCUAUUAACUUAUCGAAUGUUUUGAUACAUUCAUUGGGUGAAAUUCUUCCCUCUAAUCCAAAUUUUCAAAGUACGAAUUGGAUCUAUCCGGUUGGCUACGUGGCCACACGAAUCUAUGCCCACCCAAAGGAUCCACAGAGAAAAUGUGUAUUCACUUGUAAGAUUUUAAACAAUGCCGGUUAUCCUCAGUUUCAAAUGAUUCCAGACAAUGAUUUGGAUAGUGUUUUCUUUGGCGAAACUGCUGACAUUUGCCAUCGUGCUCUUUUAGAGACCUUAAGAAGAUCGCUGUCGGAAGGUACGAAGUUGCCUUUAAAUGUUCAAGGAGAGAAAUUCUUUGGCCUGUCGAAUAGCGUUGUGCAAUCACUUCUAAAGCAGGAUCCUUCAUUUAAACUUUGCCAUAUUUUUAAAGAGUUUCUAAAUAAAAACGAUAUUCCUGGUUGUAACAUACCAGAGGACAAGGAUCCCACCAUGUCAUAUGAGGCUUUGUCCCUAAUCGCCAUGUCAGCGUAUCAUACCAUGCCAGAAAUUAAGGAUGAACCACCAGAUGAGUUGUUUGACUUGAAUUAAAACACGCACACAACUCUCAUAAAAUAUCUUCGUCAAAUUAUAUUUAAUAUAUAAAAAAUUUAAAGAUUACUAAUGCUAGUAUAUUUAGAAAUAAAUUGUAUUUCUCCCUAAGCGUAUAAAUAAUCAUAAAAUCUUUGUCAUAAUUUUCAAAUUUCAUUUCUUCAAAAAUAAAUUAAAAUUUACCAAAUGAAA